Molecule: messenger RNA, 1388 nt
Organism: Agelaius phoeniceus (red-winged blackbird)
Lineage: Eukaryota; Metazoa; Chordata; Aves; Passeriformes; Icteridae
Source: RefSeq, a predicted model, not a curated record
GAGAAGGACGAGUCCAGAGGGGAAGGGGAGGAUGAAGAGGGAAGAGAUUCUGAGAAAGGCACCCCGGGCCAUUCCGAGCAGAAUUCCCGGAUUUCCCAGCCGGGCCGGGGGCUCCAGGCCGGGAGGAGGCCCCAGGAGCGGCCGAGGAAGCGGCACCGGGACCGAAUGGUCGAGAGGAUCCAGUUCGUUUGCUCUCUCUGAGUACGUGGCCAACAAGACGCGGAAGACGGAGCAGCGGCGCCGCGGGAUCCGGGACAUCAACGCCGUGAUCCAGCAGAUCCAGAGGGAGCAGGACCUGACCCAGGAGCUGGGCCUGGAGCAUUUCCUGCGCCGGGUGGAGGCCGCUCACUGCUCUGCCUGCGACCUCGUGAUCCCCAUGCACCAGGGCUGCAUCCAGAGGCACCUGAGAUCCACCGAGCACGGCCACAACCGCAGGGCCAUGCUGGAUCAGGCCAGGCGGGCGGCGCUGGCGGUGGCGCGGAGCAUCCUCAACAACCGCGGCAUCGGCCGCCAGCUCCAGAGCUUCCUGCAGGGGGAAAAUCCAUUCACGGACGAUGGCGAGGACAAGGAGGAGAACGAGGAAGGAGCCGGGCAGGAAAAUGCCCAGGAAAAUCCCCAAAAUCCCAUGGAAAAUCCUGAAAAUCCCAUGGAAAAUCCCACAGAAAAUCCCCAGGAAAAUUCCACAGAAAAUCCACAAGAAAAUCCACAAGAAAAUCCAGAAAAUUCCACGGAAAAUCCUGAAAAUUCGACGAAAAAUCCCCAAAAUCCUGAAGAAAAUUCAGAAAAUUCCACAGAAAACAAUCCCCAAAAUCCAGAAGAAAAUCUGGAAAAAUCCACGGAAAAUCCAGAAAGUUCCACAAAAAAGCCCCAAAAUCCUGAGGAAAAUCCGGAAAAUUCCACGGAAAAUCCCCCAAAUCCUGAGGAAAAUUUGGAAAAUUCCACAGAAAAUCUGGAAAAUUCCACGAAAAAGCCCCAAAAUCCCAAAGAAAAUCCAGAAAAUUCCACAAAAAAGCCCCCAAAUCCUGAGGAAAAUCCGGAAAAUUCCACAGAAAAUUCCAUGGAAAGGCCCCAAAAUCUCCAGGAUUCUGAGGAAAAUCCGGAAAAUUCUGCGGAAAAUGAAAAUUCUGAGGGAAUUUCAGCAGCCAAAAAGGAGGAAAAGGGACCAGGGAGGAAUCCAGAGGUGGAAAAUUCCCAAAAUUCCCAAAUUUCCCCAAAUUCCCCGAAUUCGGAGGCGGCGCCGGAGCCGCCGGAGGGAGAGGAAAGUUCUGGAAGGGCCCAGGAGUGAAAACCCUGCAGGGAAAAGGGACCGGAAACGGCCCCGGGGAUUCCUGAGGGGAAAAUUGGGAAUUCUGGGGAAAAUUGGGAAUUCUGAGGGGAAAAUUGGGAAU